CACGCGCCCCGGCGCCGGAGGAGGCGGGGCCUCGGCCAGGCCGGAAGUGGAUCCGGAAGCCCCGAGAGGAAGAGGAGGAGGAAGAUGGAGCAGCAGCAGCAGCAACUGCGCGGCCUGCGCGACUUCCUGCUGGCCUACAACCAGAUGACGGAGCUCUGCUUCCAGCGCUGCGUCUCCAACCUGAACUACCGGGCGCUGACCGGCGAGGAGGAGAGCUGCCUGGACGGCUGCGCGGGGAAGCUGGUGCGCUCCAACCACCGCCUGAUGGCCGCCUACGUCCGCCUCAUGCCCUCGCUCGUCCAGCGCCGCAUCUCCGACUACGAGGCCGCCGCCCAGGAAGCGGCCCUCCCGCCCACGGAGCCUCCCGCCCUGCCGGCGCCCAGCGUGGUCAGCGCCUCCUGACGGCACCGCCGGGCUGCUUGGUCUCCCAGCGACGCCC
Molecule: messenger RNA, 439 nt
Organism: Podarcis raffonei (Aeolian wall lizard)
Lineage: Eukaryota; Metazoa; Chordata; Lepidosauria; Squamata; Lacertidae
Gene: TIMM10B
Product: translocase of inner mitochondrial membrane 10B
Exons: 3
Coding region: 85-402 (105 amino acids)
Cellular component (GO): mitochondrial intermembrane space chaperone complex
Source: RefSeq, a predicted model, not a curated record